Neodiprion fabricii is the source of this 3898-nucleotide messenger RNA. RefSeq lists its product as uncharacterized. The record is from RefSeq and is a predicted model, not a curated record. The transcript has 4 exons. Bases 160 to 3438 code for a protein of 1092 amino acids. Lineage: Eukaryota; Metazoa; Arthropoda; Insecta; Hymenoptera; Diprionidae.
UGAAUUCGCCGGGUCGCAUGUACCGUUCUCUAGUGCAAAGCCAUAAACGCUGAAGGAGUGAGGUUGAGUGUUUGGUUACUUUAUUCUGUAAUUUCUUGUCGCUUCUCCCCGCUGCACAUUUAAUCGACGUUUCUCCACGCUGAAGUCAUUCGGCAGUUUAUGUCACCACGUUUUAUCAUUGAACUCUUAGUUACCAUGCAAAGAGGUAAGUCAUCAGUAAAUCUUGAUGCAUCCUGGGAAAGAGCAGUGAGAGCAAAUAUUGUCAAUAGAAUCCACAAAAUGACUUGGCUAAAGCAAACUUCUUCAAUGCAGAAACAGAAUACGCGGAGAUUAGCUAACGACCAGAGGGUAAUAUCUCUCAAAAAAACAGAUGAGGAUUAUUUUUGCGGGACGCGAAAAGAAAAAAAAAAAAGGAAAAGGAAAGAGGAGACAGAACAAUCGAUGGAGGGAUCAAAGCUUCAGCAAAAUUUUCUCGAAAAGAAACGAACAGAGAUUAUAAAAAUACCUUCAAACUCUGCUGCUGAUGUGUUCGUUGACGAAAGUGUUUGGUCAUCAGACACUAAUGUUGCCAACAAGUUAUUUGCAAACGUUCAAUCUGUAAGGAUUGACACAUUGACAGAAGAAGAAAUGCUGAGCCAAGCUCUGGCCGAAAGUAUCGCUACUGCGCAAUUAGAGCAAUUUAAAAGAUUGUCACCGAAAAAAGAAAAUCGAUGGGACGCUCUUUACGGAGACCACGACGACGACGAUGCCGGCUGGGACAACGUGCAAAGAAAUAUGCCAUCCCCGAUUGAAAAGGCAAUAAAUAACAUAUCGUGUCAAAGAAAAAGUUUUAAUAACAAUAAUAACAAAAAUAAGAACAACAAUACUUGUCCAAAGUCCGGUAUACUGCGAAAUUGCAAAGUAAACAGUUGCACCAACAGAUCAGAGAAUUUGGACUUCUGUUUCAAAAAAAGAAGCAGUAUGCCCGACGAGGAGAUUAAAGAAAUUCGAUCUCCAAGAGUAGUUGCAUUCAAUGAAUCGAUUGAUGUAAAAAUUGCCUCAAGCGAUUCAGGCGAAGACUGUGAAAGAUCUGAAUACCAUCCAAAAAAAUCGGUCGCAACUUUUCGUAUCAAUGACAGUGAACCACCAAAUAUUGAUAAAUAUGGAAGACUUGACAGGUAUUCUGAGCGUCGACUUUUUAUGGGAAAAGGUGCUAGAAUGAAGGAACAACAGUAUAUACAAAAUACAUGUAGCCUAGGUGUGGGAAACGUAAGGUCUCGAGAUUCAGUACCGAAUAAUACGUCAUCAGCAAAAGUUAUGCAAACUGACAACGUUGGAAAAUCCAAAUCUGGUGAAGAAAAUAUCAUUGAUGUGAGAAGUGUAGGAACAUCUGACCAAACACUUAAAAAACCAUUAUUCGUGAAAGAUACAAAGUCUAGCAUUGUUGAAGAAUCGAAUCAUUCGAUCCUAGAGUCAGCUAGCAAUAAUUCAUCAGCAGACCGGCUCUCGGAUCAAAGUUCGUGUGCUAUUGAUAGUUCCACAGAAUCCAUUAACAACUGUUCAGCCCCUCCAAAGUCAGGGGCAGAAACGUCCAAGAGAACGGAAAGUAAAAUAUACGGCUUAAAAGAGGUAAAUGGUACUGACAAAAUUUGCGACAGAAAUUUUAACGCUAUAAAUAAAGUAUCGAAAAGCACAGAGCCGGAAAAUAUUCACCGAGUUCAAUUCAUAUCAUCGAGUACUCAGACAAGUGUUUCUGAAGUGUCGGAAAAUGGAACCGAAUCAAACGUUCCAAGGAAAAAGUCAACCUACAUGCAAGAUCUGCAAGAAGAACGUAAAGAUCAGAAGUUAGAGUCCAAAAUUUGUUAUUCAGCUGACAAUGUGACUGAGUCAACACUUCAAGGGAAUAAAUCUGAUUCCGAAGCUAAUUACGGGGUAUGGGUUAUGAUGAGGGAAAAUCCUUGCAUGGCAAAUAUUCCUGCAACAAGUUUGCAAUACACAGAUUCAGUUUUUGUCAUUGAAAACCAAAAAUCACCGAGUCCGGUGCCUUCUCAAAAUUCACACCCACGAUGCAUAACAGGUAUGGAAAGUAAUCUUGACCGUCAAAACUCGCUCGCUCUGAACAUAAAUUUCGACGAUACGCAAAACCAGGAUUUGUUAGCUCUGUAUAAUCAGUUUGCACUUCAUGAGAAUGGUCUUAUACAUCAAUUAACGAAUUACAACGCUUACCCUUUACCUGAUCAUUCAAAUGUGGAAAAGGAAAUGCAAUGCCAGCAAGGAGAUUGUGCUCAUUCAGUGAAUCCAAGUGGUACGCAAUAUUUACCUUACCAAAAUGUUUGCCCCAUGAUAAACUCUCCCUAUGGUCCAUUCGAUUACGUGCAAGAUGACAAAAAUGUGUUUUCAAGUACGCCUAUUGACAAUGAGUCACUGUUCAUGAAUAACAAAAUAUUACCGCCUUUUGACCCACAAAUCUACCAAGAAAAAAUUCGAUCUGAAAAAAGUACACAUCGUUGGAUUAAAAAUGACAAACUUCCACCAGGCUUUGCGAAGCAUAGAGCUAUCAGAAAAAAUGAUGAUGAAAACAAUCAAUUGAUUAUAAACUCGUUGGCAGUAAAUAUGAGCGAAAAUAAUAGAGAAGAGGUUCAAAAACCAAAAUCUAUUAGACCACGUAAUGAAAAUUAUUGUGCAGAAAAUCUGCCGAGUCAGUAUACUCAAAACAAUCCUGAUUAUUAUGAUACACGAGCGCAUAGUUUUAGCCCCUGUGCAAAGCAACAAACUCAUAAAUUGCCGACCAGAUUUCAAAAUCAAGGAGCAGCAAAGCGCCCAACAAGCCUACCAAUACCUCAUCCAAUUUUAGGAGCAUCUUUGCACCGUCAAGAACCGCAGGGUAAGAUAAGUGACGUUGACAUUGAACUUGAAAGAUUAAAACUCAAUGGAUAUUCAGAAUCAUGCUGGACUGAUGAAUCGAUAAGCAUACAAAAUCUGAUCGAAAGUAUGAUUCCAUCCAUUUAUAAAAAUAAUUAUCGUGUCCAAGAUGAACAAAGCCCAAUAUCAGAAUCAUACCACCUUCCGGGUUUCAACAAUGUUAUCAACGGGCACCACAAGGUUAACAUGACGAACCCUAACCACCUGCCAGUAAAUUUGGACCCAAGUAUCCAGAUAAUGCAAGAUGCAAGUCCUGGUUCUUCUGACGUUGAUUUUCCUCAGUUUCAAUCUAACACGAUAAACUCGGGUAACACAACACCUUUGACUUCCAUGUUACCGCCUAAUAUGAACGCCAAUACAUGUCAUAACAUACAAAACUUGCAGCAAAGCAAUGUCGCGUCACCAACUAAUGCUCAUCGUACUGUUGAAAUGAUGCAAUGUCAAGACUCGCAAGAAAUUCAGAGACCAUUGUCAAAUCAUUUCGUGCACGCCAUAGGCAGGGGUCGUGGAAGAUUCACAAAGAGAGAGUCACAGUAGACUUGAAAUAGCGUAAGCACAGACGUUCUUUUUAAGAGGAGAAACAAAUUUUUUUUUUUCGCACCUACGUUACGUUCGCAAAAUUGCAUUUAUUUGAGAAAAAAAAAGCCCUGACAUGAACGAAAAAAGAUAUUCUAAUCUGUACAAAACUGUCAAUUUUCAAGUUCCUAUAGCUAUUUCUAUUCAGUGUAGUUUUACACCAAUGUUGCCAUUGUUUUUUGUUUCCUUAAAAUAUUGUCUAGGUCAAGCGACUGCUGACUAUAAAGUUUUUUUUUAAUAUUUUUAUCAUUCGUUUUUAAUUGUUUAUUCUUGUUACCUACCCAAUGAUUCUACCGCCAAAGUUAUAAUUGUUCAGUAUUUGACUAAGUCGUGAUAAAAAUAUAUCGAAAAUAUAUAUUUGUAUUAAUCGUAAAGUAAAUCCAGUUAAUUGUUUUUUUUUUCUUGCAACAACAUAGCAUUA